CAAGCACAUGUAGCCCAUGGAUGUAUGUAGCCGCUUUAGCUGCAUGCACGUAGUAAGAGUAAAUCAGCUCAUAGACGAUAUUGAAGUCGUAGCGCUGAAAAUUAUUUCAGGUGUAGUCCCAUGCGUGUAGUACACCAACAAUGUCUUCCGUUCAGCAUUUAAAACAGUUCGUCAACGAGCGACUAACUGCUGCUGCUGAAGAAAUAUUCGGAGUUUUUGAAAAAACUAUCGUUGAGUACGAGGAAGAGAUCGGUCGUCAGCGCAGACUGUUGGAUAUCGUUUGUAAACCUGAAAUAACAUUACUCAGGAUAGAGCUCCCACAGCCACGUGUCUGUAAGGAGGAGGAGGUUCUCGCUGACCAGCAGCAGCUCUGUAUUCAGGAGAGGAACUCCAGUCUGGACCAAGAGGAGCCAGAGCCUCCACAGAUUAAAGAGGAACAGGAGGAACUCUGCGUCAGUCAGGAGGGAGAGCAGCUUGUACUGAAGCAGGAGACCGAUGCCUUUACGUUGACUCCUACUUAUAAGAAAAGUGACCACAGUGAAGGUCAGACUCUGAACUUCAGUAUGGACAAGACUCAGAUUGCAGUGGAGGAAAAUCCUCUAAACUACAUUUGGGUUAAAAGCUCUGUGGUAUCAGAAGCAAACAGUGACCACCAGCUCCUCUCUCACAACUCUCAUGAAGCUGAGAGCCAAGAUCAGAAAGGAGGAGAAGACUCAGGAUCAACUAGAAAUGCAGAGCCAGAACCAAACAAGAGACAUCACAGAAGCAUAGAGCUCCCACAGCCACGUGUCUGUAAGGAGGAGGAGGUUCUCGCUGACCAGCAGCAGCUCUGUAUUCAGGAGAGGAACUCCAGUCUGGACCAAGAGGAGCCAGAGCCUCCACAGAUUAAAGAGGAACAGGAGGAACUCUGCGUCAGUCAGGAGGGAGAGCAGCUUCUACUGAAGCAGGAGACCGAUGCCUUUAUGUUGACUCCUACUUAUGAGGAAAGCGACCACAGUGAAGGUCAGACUCUGAACUUCAGUAUGGACGAGACUCAGAUUGCAGUGGAGGAAAAUCCAAACAAGAGACAUCACAGAAGCAUAGGUCACAGUAACAAUGUGAACAACCCUAACUUCUCAGAGAUUCACCGUGAUGCUCACGCAACUCUGUGGUAUCAGAAGCAAACAGUGACCACCAGCUCCUCUCUCACAACUCUCAUGAAGCUGAGAGCCAAGAUCAGAAAGGAGGAGAAGACUCAGGAUCAACUAGAAAUGCAGAGCCAGAACCAAACAAGAGACAUCACAGAAGCAUAG
Molecule: messenger RNA, 1292 nt
Organism: Sander lucioperca (pikeperch)
Lineage: Eukaryota; Metazoa; Chordata; Actinopteri; Perciformes; Percidae
Exons: 4
Coding region: 141-1292 (383 amino acids)
Source: RefSeq, a predicted model, not a curated record